ACUUUCGAUUUAUUUUCCAUCGAAGGCAGUGAGACGAUGAAUGGAUGUAACAACAUUUAGUGUCAAGAAAACAUGCUUGCGUAAUUUUUGCAAUUAGCAAUGGCGGGGCAGGUUUCUAGCCUAAGUCCACCCCAAUCCCUGGGCUGGCACUCUCUGUGUAUGCCGAUCCCACUAGACUUUGAACUCAACAACUUCCUGCAGAGACUAGCUGAUGAUGUCACAGACGAGGAUCUUCACAAGUUAAAGGCUCUGCUACACGGUGAUGGGGGACUACAGAAGAGGACUCUGGCCAGCAUUGAGUCAGCCAUUGAUUUCUUCACAGUCUUAAAAGAAAAGCUGUACCUGAACAGGGAGAAUCUCAUCUUCUUACAGGCCUGUCUGUGGAAUGUAGGUCGUCGUGACCUACAUAGGAAAUGUGUGGAAUUUGCCAAGUCUUCCGAAAAAAUUCUCCAUUUCUACUGUCCAAAGGAAACGCCAGAAAAUGGGUACCAGUUUAUCAGGUUCCACGUCGCCGGGGGACUGGACACAUUCCAGAGACCACAUUUGGAACAUGUUCGCCGGACGGUGGCACAGCUGAUGGGAUGUCUGGCUGAGCAUGUGUUUGUGGCAGGAAUUGAGCCAUCCAACAGUCUGGUGGUGACGCUAAUGGUGCUAGCUUCGUAUGUUGAUCUACUGCCCUGUGCUGAUAAACAUGAGCUGGUUUUGCUGAGAGCUAUAGAUGUUGACAAAAUCAUCCUCAAAGAGGGCGUAGAAAUCGAGAUUCCCUGCUUUGGUUGCUACCAUGCCAAUGAAAUCCGCAACAUUUUAAAGAGACAGAGAGCCCUGGAGAGACAGUUGGAUUUAGCACAGCAAGCUUUGUUGGAAGCAGAAAAGGAGAAAAGAAAGGCGUAUCAGGAUUCCUUGACUAAAACAAGUGCAAUGUUUUCACGAUCACUGAAUUUCUCUUCACUCUCUUCAACCCCAGUAAAGAUUCCCGGGAAUCACACAGCACAGGUAGCAUUUGUGUUGGGGACAGAAACAGAGGAGCAGAUCUUAGGGGAGACAACUCAGUCCUACAUGUCUCAAAUCAGUAUGGAGAAAGGAAGCGAUAUGGAUCACGGUUACACCCAUUCUAUAAAGGUCAGUAAUCUGCCCCCUGAUGCCCUUGAGGAGGAACUGAAGGAGUAUUUUGAGAGAAAGCAAGAACAUGGAGGGGGACCAGUCAAAGAUGUGACCUUGACCAGCCAGACAGGGGAGGCAAUUAUCAAUUUCCAGGACCACAGAAGCGUGGAGCGAUUACUGGAGAACAAGCCCUUGUUAUUUAAAACGCACUACAUUAAAGUGGAGCCGUAUUCCUCAAUGGAUGACAGUAAACUCAGUCUCAGUGGACUUGCUGAACCGGAACUGAUGGUGACCCUAGAGGUCAGUGGGUUCAAACCGGAGACAAGGGGGGAAACUCUGGAGGACUACUUUGAGAAUGAUAAGAGUGGAGGGAAGGCUGAGAGUGUCUGUCUGCCGAUUAUAGUGGAGAGUGACAGAAGCGUGGCUUAUGUGAAGUUCAAGGACAGAGAAGUGGCAGAUAGAGUUUUGGGAAAGGAAGAUCACAUGUUGGAAGGGGUCAAAUUAGAGGUCAAGGAGUGCGUUCGGAGACGACACCCCACACAACCUACGUUUUAUAGAAAUAAAGCGUUCGUUUCUGGAAUUGAUCCCAAGACAACACAAGAUGGUUUGGAGAACUAUUUGUCCAACCGUGCUAAUGUCCGGGUCAUCGACACCGUACGGGGCGAGGACAACUCCAGAGCCGUCGCUACUUUUGCAUCAGACAUAGAUAUACAGAAACUUCAAGAUAUGUGUAGAGCAAAAACGCUUGAUGGGAAACAUCUGACUGUGGAAAAUGUCAAGGUCACCAGGAGCAUCCUGGUUAGAAACAUCCUCGACACAACAACUGAGGAUUGCUUAAGCAUGCAUUUCCAGUACCGUGUGAAUGGCGGGAAAAUUAACAGAAUUAUGAAGCAGGGGGAAGACUCUUUCCUCAUUUGGUUUUCUGAUUCCGAAGCUGCUGGAGAUGUAUGUAGCCGAUACCAUUGUGUCGAUGGACAGGAACUAGAGGUCCUUCUAUACUAUGAAUGUCUAGGGGCCUCUCGAAACUCCCGACUCCAAAUGACCUUCACCCCUCCUCAAAGCUUCAUCUUUGACCCAAAGGACGUGGAAAAGUUCAUCUUCCUUGAAAAGUCUUCUAAGGCACUGGAUAAAUUAAGAUCAGAGUUAGAGCCACUUCAUGCAAGUGCAGAGAUCCAGACAGGGGGCGGUCUUUUGUUGUCCUCAAGUCUGGCGUUUGAUGUUCCAGAUUGUAGGCAAAAAUCAAAGAAAUGGAAGAAAAAGGUCACCAAGGAGGCGGAAUCAUUUUUUAGCAGCAUAGUGGUGGAAACUUUAAAUCCUCUAAAGGAGGUGUGGACAGAGGUCGACGGAAUGAAGGAGAAAUUUGAAAAUGAGGCUGAGGGGUCAAUUGUCAUUCUGUCACAGGCUGAUUCUUUGGAAGUCAAGGUUAUAGGGUGGAAAGACAGUGUUACUGUGGUAGUGGAUAAACUCCGAAAUUUUAUCAAACGAGCCAAUGAAAAUUUAGAAAAAAUCAAAAAUGAAAUUACAGAGGUGUUCCAAAUAUCAAAACCAUUGAACAUCAAGAUUUUAGAGGAAGUAGAAUUCUGUGACAAAAGCCAAAAGGAAUAUCCACGCUGCCAAAUUGGUAUCGAUGAGCAGAGCCUGAGAGUAAAUUUUACUGGGUUUCCUACCGAUGUUUACAGGGCUAAAUGUGCGAUGUUGGAACUUUUGCACAGAAGAAGUAGGGUCCCUGUAGGGCCAUUCUCCAGGUACAGGCUGGAAUUCUUAGAGUCUCCCAAAAUUCGUGGCUACUUAGCUGAAAAAAUGAAAGAGAAGUGUCUCAAGGGACUGUAUGAGAUCAGAAAAGAUUGGUACAUCGAGGUCAAUGCAGAGUCUGAUGAACAGGCAGUGAAGACGGCACAAUUUAUUAAGGGCUUCGUAGUCGAGACUCCAAGAAAAGUGACAAAGGUUGACAAACCACUUCUUAUGUCAGACAAGUUCAGAUCUGAGAUGAAAAAGAUUCAAGGUGAAUAUAAUGAUUUGGUCAAGGUCAUUCCUGAUGCAGAAAACUUGAUUAUCACAACGUUAAUGGUGACAGAGGUAGAGAGAAACGUGCUGGAGUUGAUUGAUAACUUCCUUGCUAAAAACAUCAUGGUUGGAGAAUCACUCUGCAUUCCGGCGGCCAUGAUACGGUACAUAAAGCUGUUCUGCAUGGAUGACUUGAAAUAUAUCGAGUCCCGUCUCGGCGAUCAGUUCCACGCGCAGAUAGUGUGCACGCCGUCUGCUGUAUGUGUGACUGCCGUGGAGACCGGGCUACUAGAGGUGGAGGAACAGGUGAUGUCGGUGAUCCAGGGAAUCGUGAGGGUGAGCCAACAGAUGGAACGGCCCAGUGUGGUGAAAUAUUUAGCGGGAGAAAAUGCCAAGAUAAAAUUAGACUACGUGGAACAGGAAUUUCAGUGUGUUAUCACAGCGGACACGGAGAAUUUCAAUAUGCCAGUCCAGAAACAGAAAUCCCUUGAAAAUGACAUGUAUCAGAUGGCGUCUUGUGAUUUGAAUUUGAGGAGAAGAAUUAUGGUUGUUAAACAUGAUUUAACGAACAUGGAUGUUGAUGUUAUCGUGAACGCUGCAGACAAAGGGUUGAAGUUAGAAGGUGGAUUGGCUCUGGUGAUCGGACAAAAAGGUGGGGAGCAGAUGUACGAAGCAUGUCAGACCUUCAUCCGCAAAUCUGGUCAUUUGAGCCAUGGGGAGGUUUUCCUAUGUCCAAGCUCUGGUCAGUUGAAGUGUCGUGCCGUAAUCCACGCAGUCGGUCCAGUGUGGCAGGAUGGAACACACCAGGAGGCCGAGCUUCUACAGGAAGUCAUACUCAGCUGUUUGGAGGAGUGUGACCAAUCAGAAAACAGGUUCCAAUCAAUAGCCAUUCCUGCCAUUAGUACUGGGGUCUUUAACUAUCCACGAGAGAAGGCCACACAAGUCAUUGUGGAGACAAUCCGGAGCUACUUUUUGGAGCACCAGGAUUCUGCCCUUCAAGAGAUUUAUCUCUGUGACAUAAAGACCCUGGUGGUGGAGGCAUUUACAGCAGCUUUAAAAAAGACCUUUCAAAAUGCCGUCGAUGGAGAGUGUCAGGGCCGGGCUUGGAAGAGGCUGAAAUCUCCAGCAGUUUUAGAACAAUCAUCAGCUGAGAUGAGAGACUCGAUGGGUGAUACCCUGAAGAAGCGACAACCUACGGAAUCUUCGGUGGAACUGACGUUAUACGGACAAAACCAGGAUAAACUCAACGCAGCCUUCCAGAAAUUUUUGGACAUGGCUGAUGAAGAUUACACAAGGAAGGAUAGCAACGACCCCCUGCUUAAAAACCUAGCUGACAAACAGAAAACCAAACUACAGAAUAAAGCAAGAGAACUUGGGGUGCAACUGGACUUUGGAAAGCUGCGUGUAGGACGCAUCAAGCUGUACGGACUUACUAAGGAUGUUUUUGACAUGGAUGGAGUAAUUCAGAAGUUGCUACGGAAACAAAGUUCACAACAGCAGCAGGAGCGGGAGCAGAAGUACUUCCAGGCUAUGGUGGAGUGGAAGAGAGUGUUCGAUGACGGACAGGAAGACGAAUGUCCACCGCGACUUAACAUGAUGCUGGAGAUUUACUUUCGUAAGUCGGAGAGCAGAAUACAUUUUCAGAUUGAGGACGACGAAUUCACUGCUGAUUUCUCCAAAAUGACGCUGUAUGAUCCUAGAGUGCCAAAAAUUGUCUGGAGACUUGUUCGUCAUCCCAAGACCGAAGGUCAGAUCAAACCAACAACACCUAACCAUUGGUCUCCAAUGAGUGAUGAUGACAAUCUGAUCACGAUCCCUCUAAACCAUACGAAACAGGAGUACACAGACAUCAUGCGUAGGCUGAAGGACGAGUUUCGCGACCCACCCAUCAUAAAUUGGUCCAGUGUCGUGGUGGAGAGGGUACAGAAUCGAGCUCUGUUUGAGCAAUAUUCAGCAAGGAAAGAGUUCAUGGAGAAUCAGUCCCAGAGCAGUUCGGCCCCAGUGGAAAGGGAAUUGUGGCACACAGCCAACACGGAGUCCACCUCUGUUAUUAACUCAGACGGCUUCAACAGGAACUUCAGCAAUCGAAAAUCUAAAACCCUCGGCCAGGGGGUGUAUUUUGAUGUGACCUUGACCCAUAGCCUUGAGGAUACGGCCAUGAAUAUGGAGGGGAGACAGAGAGUGGUGUAUCUCUGCCGAGUCUUGACAGGCUGUUUCACGGAAGGCUCCCCCAAUCUCAUCGUUCCUCCCGAGAACAAGAGUGGUGGAUCCACCCUGCAGUGUUACGAUUCCGUGGUGGAUGAUAUUGCUGUUCCACAGACUUUUGUGAUUUUUCGGGAUUCACAAGCUUAUCCUGAAUACAUGAUUAAAUUUUCUAUGUUAUAAUACAGACUAUGGUAUGUAGAUUUUGUACGUGUAAAUGGAGUGUUGACAUAUUGUGAUUACAAAGCUUGCACGUAUAUUAAAUUAAGUAACAUCAUGAGUAUACCUUCAAAACUGGCAUCAAUUUUUGCUGGUUUUCAACAUACUUUUGAAUUUUCUAUUUUAUAGGUUGUACAUGUUCGAUACCAUAAUACAAUAUAAUGUUUUAAGACCUGGAUUUAAUUAAAUGAAAAUUUAAAAUGAAUUUCAACUGCAGUAUGUGGUUGUCUGAAUUCUUAUUUAACAUGAUGAUGCACUGCAACACUGUUAUCUGAAUUCUUAUUUACCAUGAUGCACUGCAACACUCAGAGCACGGAAGAUGCAUAGACUUUUUAUAGUGACACAACAAGGUUUUAGGACUCGGCACACUGAAAACUUUCCAUUGAUUGUCAGAAUAUUAAAAAUCAGCAAGAGGUACAAUAUUUGCAGAUAAUAUUGUUUUAUGAUAUAUGUGGUAUUUUGUUUUAGAAGAGGUUUUGUUAUAUGCUCAUUAUGAAAUUACCAUUUGUACUAAAAUUGGCAGCAAAUUUAUAAAUUCAGAGAAAAGGUGCAGCUCAAUUUACCUUGACCAAGUCAGAUUGUUGGUAAAGGUAAAUGUGAUGUAUUUUUGUUCACGAGCUACAUUUAAAGGGCAAUAAGGUGGAAGAAAAUGGUCACUCACGUGACCUAUUGCUAUUGGUCUGCUUUCCAUCAUGGUCUGUUUAUUAACAAUUGAAUAUCUUUAACUUCUUGAUAGCUACCCUUUCAAUUCUUUUCAAAUUUGGUAUGAGGCAUCUUUGGGACAAGGGUAACAUAAAUUGUAAAUUUCAGGACUUCUGCACCCCUGGGGCCUCAAGGCCGGUGCAAAAACUGCCAAAAUUGACCAAUUUUCAAACUUCUCUAUAGUGCACAUCUGUAAGAAAAACUAAAUUCAUAGUCAUGUAAAGUACCAAAAAUUGUAAAUUUCCUGAUCCCUGUUGUAGAGGUUCCGACUCCAGUGUGGGGCCAAACUUGACAUCUUUAUAGUGUUUGUGUAAAACAUUUAUCGUGCUAUUGAAACUAAAUUGAAUCUAUAUGAAUAUUUAAUUAGAAGAAGCAGGUAGCCUUUUACCAAAAUUGUAAAUUUCAUGAUCCCAGGGGUGGGCAGUUUGGCACAAGGUUGAGGUCAAAAUGGUCCUUAAGAGUCAUUAGAUGUGCAAUGCAAAAUCCCUUGUGAUAUUUUAAAAAUAAUUUGUUUUUAGAGUUGCUGUAUUUAUGUGAGCAAUUUAAUUUAUUUAUUGUACACAAAAAUUCUUAAUAUGAAAUGUAUAUAUGUGUUAGAAGCUUUAUUAAUAAUGUUGUGGUGCUUGAAAGUUCGUUAUAGAAUAAAGUACACUGCCUCGGCACAUGGUACACCCAUCAAAUAUUCAUUGAGUGUGUGUGGAACAAAUUAAAUCAUGUCAACCUUUGUGCAACAAUUGACGUGUCAAUUUAUCUCUUAAAUUGUUCAAAUAACGAUUUUUCCAAACAUUAUUUCAUUUUCUUACAUUUGUUUGGAUUUCUUUCACAUGGUAUAAACUACUUAACACAUGCUGCACUAAGAAACGCCCCAUAACUAAUGGAGUGAUAAAUCAUCUGCAGUCUUCUUACAUUAUACUCAUUAAUUCAUCUUUAAUUAUAUGCAAUUUGGCUCUUAUUAUUUCAUGUUCAAAUGAUCUCCUUGAAACACCAUGGCUUAGAUCAUUAACACCAUUGCUUAGAUCAUUAACACCAUUGUGUAGAUCAUGGGACAAAUUAAUUUCUUCAAUCUGUUUGAUGUGCUUAUAAAGCCUUUGUAUUUUUGUAGAACAUACUGUAUAUCUUUGUCAUUAUAGUUAGAAACAGUAUUAUUUACAUUGUUAUAUAGGUAUAAUUCCAAUGUUAUUUAUUACAAUUGUUUUGAUUGGACAAAAAUAAAGCUGAACAAGAGUUUAUACAUCAAUAAACCUGAAAACGCGAUGUAUUCAAACACACCUGAAAACAAAUAACAUAGUGCAGGGAAACUAUUCAAAUUUUUGCAAUUGUUAUUAAAGUGAAUGAAUUGGAAUUAUAAGAAUCAAACAUUCUUUUUGAAAAAUUUAUCUAUGUGUAAACUCCGGACAUUUUACUCACAAACUUAACAUAAAAGUAUUUCUUGAUGUAUUCAUUUUUUAAUAGGGUUAAAGCAUUACGAGCUUACAACAUUUUUUUCAAUAAUUGCCAUUUCUAACAGUUUGUUGAUUCUAAGACUCAAAUCUUCUGCACGAACCCAAAAAGGAUUUAAUAUAACACACGACCAUAUCAUCUUUUUAAAGGUCACAGUGACCUUGAUGUAGGGUGUGACACACCUGCUACCCAUGAUGCACUAACUGACCAAGUGUGAUGAUUCUAGGCCAAAUAAUUGUUCAGUUGGACUGGGUUUUGCCCUAUCUUUAUUACAGGUCACAGUGUCAUGACCUUUUCAUGUGCUACCUGCCCUUUUUUUUUACCCAUAAUACAUCAGUUGACAGAGUUUGAUGAUCGUAGGUCUCUUAGUAUUUUAUGACAUGAAAAUACUAAUGGAUAGAUGGACAUACACAAACACCAUACCAUACCAUGUGUCCCAAUUAGAUUGCCAUGUGUCCAGUCUUAGACUGUCCCAAUUAGAUUGCCAUGUGUCCAGUCUUAGACUGUCCCAAUUAGAUUGCCAUGUGUCCAGUCUUAGACUGUCCCAAUUAGAUUGCCAUGUGUCCAGUCUUAGACGGGCGAAUAAAAAUAAUCCCCAGUAUGACCCAAGAUAAAUGUUUCCUUAAAUUACCAUGCAUUUUUUCAAAUACAGCCUUAGUUUGCCACCAAAGUUACUUUUAUGUAUCAAGUCACCAAGCAUUUCAUCAUUGAAGGCAAGCUUACUGUGCCCGGUAAAGUUCAUGUGUUCCGGUUAAAUUUUUAUGUAGUACAUAAUUUUCUAGGUGCAGUGUUUCUACUGUUGUCUGUAGUGAUUUGUAUUUUGGAGUUUUAUACAAUCAUGUACCACCUAGUUUUAAAAAGAAAAUGAUUUGCAAUACAUUUAUUAUGAAGUGUAUUUAAUACAAUUGUGUGCCACUUAGUGUAGUAAAAAAUUUAGAAGUUUUAACAUGUGUACAUUUUUAUGAAAUGCAUCAACACUGUGGUCAGGGAAGUCUGGCGGUCAUUUUAUUUUUACACGCACCACAGCCUCUCCACAAAACGUAUAGCAUAUCAAAGUAUUCACAAUACCGGGGCCUCUCCACAAAACUUACAACAUAUCAAAGUAUUCACAAUACCGGGGCCUCUCCACAAAACUUAUAUCAAAGUAUUCACAAUACCGGGGCCUCUCCACAAAACUUAUAUCAUUUCAAAGUAUUCACAAUACCGGGGCCUCUCCACAAAACUUAUAUCAAAGUAUUCACAAUACCAGGGCCUCUCCACAAAACUUAUUAAGAACAUUUACACACAUUUUGUCACUAUAAUAUAAACCUGUAGCGUUUCAUUAGACAUUUCAUUCUUUCCAAAGAUACACGCCAAGCUAAAUCCUGAAAUAUAUAGAGCAUUUUAUUCUUUGAUAAACUUUAUAGAAAGAUUCACGACAAGUUAAAUUGUGAAAUACAUAAUGGAGUAAAUGUUGUGUUUUGAGACAAAAUUCCUACACUAUAGGUUGCCAUUGUAAUGCAGACUUGAGAUUCCUUGGCCACAGUGUUGAUCAUACAUUUACCCAUACUGCUCUUCUAGAACAAAAUUUAUUAGGAAUAAAAGAUUUUCAUAA
Molecule: messenger RNA, 9262 nt
Organism: Ostrea edulis (European flat oyster)
Lineage: Eukaryota; Metazoa; Mollusca; Bivalvia; Ostreida; Ostreidae
Product: protein mono-ADP-ribosyltransferase PARP14-like
Exons: 21
Coding region: 100-5490 (1796 amino acids)
Biological process (GO): negative regulation of gene expression; regulation of apoptotic process
Cellular component (GO): nucleus; cytoplasm
Molecular function (GO): RNA binding; NAD+ poly-ADP-ribosyltransferase activity; transcription corepressor activity
Source: RefSeq, a predicted model, not a curated record